Molecule: messenger RNA, 2307 nt
Organism: Triplophysa rosa
Lineage: Eukaryota; Metazoa; Chordata; Actinopteri; Cypriniformes; Nemacheilidae
Gene: eif2ak1
Product: eukaryotic translation initiation factor 2-alpha kinase 1
Exons: 15
Coding region: 135-2150 (671 amino acids)
Biological process (GO): protein phosphorylation
Molecular function (GO): protein kinase activity; ATP binding
Source: RefSeq, a predicted model, not a curated record
UGUCAGAUCUGGUCGGCCGAUCUUAAAAGUUGUCAGUGGGGUUUGCCAAAGGACUGGUUUUCUUAUACGUUGUGUCCUUCGUAAUAUAACCAAUAGAUGGGAUAUACCCAAGUGUCUUUUAUCCCAACCUGCUGAUGUUUUAUACAACGAAGACUGUCAUGGCAGAGGAAAGUUCGAGUAGCAGUGUAGUUGCUAAUAUGAACAGUUACAGCCUUCAGUUCCGAAGGGGCCUUACCACCCUAGAUAGGGGCCCUAGAAGAGGAAUGUUCAGUCUGGCAGAUACAGAGGAUGAUGUCCAGUUUGACACCUCGGACUCUGACAAUAACCAUGAAGUGUUGCUGGCUGGGAGACAGUACCCUUCUAUCCAGGAAUUCGCGUCUGCCAUUCCCAACCACCUGCUGUUGGGAUCUCUGUUGGAACACUUGUGCUUUAUUUACGAGAGUGACCCCACACGAUCACGCAUGUUGUUCAAGGUGAUUGGCCAGCAUUUGGCAGCCAUGAACCUUCUUUCUCCAUUGGCUAUCAGCGAUGAGUUCAGCACAGUACGACUGCAGCAUAACCGUGCAUUCACGGAGCUCCUGCAUGCAACAAGUUCAUCGCUCUUUGCCCAGGAUCAUAGAUACUUGCGCGCAGAAGGCCAAAGUCUAAGAACCAAAGAUGCUCUUUUCCAAGCACAAACAUCCCGUUACCUUAGCGAAUUUGAUGAAAUCGCAGCUCUAGGUAAAGGAUCCUAUGGCAAAGUGUUUAAGGUUGAGAACAAGCUGGAUGGUCAGGACUAUGCUGUGAAAAAAAUUCUCAUUAAAAAAGUAACAAGAGAUGACUGCAUGAAGGUUCUUAGAGAGGUUAAAGUCCUCUCCAGCCUCCAGCAUCCUAAUAUUGUUGGAUAUCACACUGCCUGGAUGGAGCAUGUUCAGCCUGCUGUGGAAAAUCCCAAAUCCCUUAUUUCACGAGCAUUUCCAGCCUUGGAGGAACCCUCACACAAAGAUGGGAACACACAGGAAGGCACUGACAGCAGUGGAUCGUCCAUUGUUUUUGAACAUUCUGGCCAACCAGAAGCCAAAGAAAAUCAAGUUACAUUAGAGAGCUUCUCAGUCAAGCCCUCAACAUCAAAAGACAUCGGACAACUUCAAGAGGUGGAUCGUGCUGUGUGUCCAAAAAACAUACGAAACCCACAGAACUUUGUUCCAUGUGUGUUCCUGGGAAAACCUCGCACUACAGUGAACAAAUGUCCUGCAGCUACGUGGGACAACUCGGCGAUCUCAGAAGAUGGCCUUAGUCAAAACAGACUGGAGUUAAACAAUAACUCGUACAUUGAUGUAGAAAGUCCUGAAUUGUCAGAAAAGCAGACAAAUGAGGUUCAGUUCCACUUAAUGCUUUACAUACAAAUGCAGCUAUGCGAGCGAUCUUUAAAAGACUGGAUACAAGACCGAAACUUAAGAACCAUGGAGCAACUACCAGUUUCCAAAGAUGCCUGUGAGUCAGUUGACUGUGAACAAGGACUAAAUAUUUUAAAGAAAAUACUUGAAGGAGUGGAAUACAUUCAUUCCCGUGGAAUAAUGCAUAGGGACCUAAAGCCUAGAAACAUUUUCCUCCAUGGACCUGACUGUCAUGUGAAGAUAGGAGACUUUGGACUGGCGUGCCAAAACUUUGUAAUGGAGGAACUUGAGCAGCUACCCUCCAACUCUCAAACGGGUGUAAACACAGUCCAUUUUUCAGAUUCUGCUCACACCAGUGGUGUGGGAACAUUUGUUUAUGCUGCACCAGAACAACUUGAGGGCUCUAAUUAUGAUUCAAAGUCGGAUAUGUACAGUACAGGAGUUAUUGCAUUCGAGUUAUUCCAGCCAUUUGGGACUGAAAUGGAGCGUGUUCACACACUGGGAGAACUGAGGCAGGGCAAAGUCCCUGAGACACUAUCCAAAAACUGGCCACUAUUGGCCAAGUAUAUCAAACUGCUGACCAGCUCUGAUCCUUCCAUGCGACCAAGUGCAUCUCAGUUACUACAUAGUGACCUCUUCAGCGCUAAUGACAUGGUUGUACAUUGUUUAAAGCGUACAAUUGAUGAGCAAGAAGAAGAAAUUGUCCAGCUCAGGAGACAGAUCAGUGAGCUGCAGAUCUCUCAAAAUGCAAUGCAUGGUCCGGAAAAUACAUAAAAACUUUUGUACUCUGGUGCUUAAUACUUGUACAUUAUGUGAAUUGUUCUUUAAAAAUGGUUGUAUGAGUGAAUGCAGCUCUGCUAGUGUGUAUAAACAUAAGUGCUUUAUUUAACUUGAAUCAACUGUAAAGUAAAGAUCCAUACCAAUGAAGCAU